This is a messenger RNA of Arachis ipaensis, 1938 nucleotides long. The record is from RefSeq and is a predicted model, not a curated record. NCBI's taxonomy places the organism in Eukaryota, Viridiplantae, Streptophyta, Magnoliopsida, Fabales, Fabaceae.
AUGGCAGAAAACACGAGGCUCAAAACUUUGGAGGCGGAGCUGAAACGCUUGGGUCAGCGCAUCGAGGAGGUCUCCGAUGAGACUCGUGCUGAACGUGCGAGAGCCACAGAGGCUACGAGUUUGAAGUUUGACGCCAUUCAAUCCUCGUUGACGCAAAUCAUGCAGGAACAAUCUCGAUCUCGCUCUCCAUCGAGGGGUUUCUCCCAUGGUUCGAACUCUGGUCAUGGGGUGGAUAAUGUGACUCGAUUGGCUCAGCAUAGCCGAGUGAAGUUUGAUUUGCCCAAGUUUGAUGGCUCAGAUGCUCUGGGGUGGAUAUUCUCCAUGGAUCAAUACUUUGAGUUUUUCAAAAUGCCAGACGAUGAACAACUUGGGAUCACUGCAAUCCACAUGGUCGGGCCUACGAUUCCGUGGUUUCAAAUGUCUCAACGAUCGGCCCAAUUUCGUUCUUGGACACAGUUGAAGAGAGCAAUCGAAUUGGAGUUUGGCCCUUCUCUUUUCGAAUCGCCUAGAGAACUCCUUUUCAAAUUGCAGCAGCAAGGUACUGUAGGUGAAUAUUACGCUACUUUUGUUGCCUUGGCUAGUCGAUCUCAUAUUGAACCUCCUGAGGCUUUGAAGGAUUGUUUCAUUGGUGGGUUACGAGCUGAUAUUCGCAGAGAGGUGAAGGCUCAGUGCCCUCCUUCGUUGAUGCGCGCCUUGACUUUGGCUAGAAUGCAGGAGGAGAAGUUUGCUUCGAUUCCAAGAACCACCUAUAAUACGUCCCAACCUCGCUCGGCGAAUCCUUCUUACUCGGCUUUACCACCAUCGAAGAAUUCGGUUCGGAGGCUUUCCCCUGCCGAGAUACAGGACAAGAGGGAUAAGGGUUUGUGUUAUUGGUGUGAUGAGAAAUUUUCAGCUACUCAUCGCUGCGCCAAUAAACAAUACCUGCAACUUCACCUUGAAUUGGAUGAUUCUAUUGAUGCUGACCCUGAAACUACAGAUGACACUAAUGUUGAUCUUACUUUGGAGGCUCUAGAACAGGAGGUUGCUGCCCAUCAAUUCUCUUACAAUGCCAUGCAUGGCACUAGGGGACCUGCUAUGAUCAGAUUCACUGCUGUUAUUAAUGGACAUGAGGUGCACACGUUAUUGGAUGGGGGGAGCUCGGAUUGCUUUAUCCAACCCCGUAUUGCCAAGUUUCUGAACUUACCAAUUGAACCUGCUCCUGGCAUUAAGGUCAUGGUUGGUAAUUUUCAAAUUCUGCCAGUGGAAGGCGUGAUCCCCAGUUUGGACAUCACUAUAUCGGGCAAUACUAUCAGCAUCCCUGAGGUCUUUGUUCUUCAUGUUGCAGGGGGUGAGUUGGUCAUUGGAUCCAAUUGGUUAGAAUCUCUUAAAGCUCACAUUGCUGACUAUGAUUAUUCUUUUUUGAGGUUUAUGCAUGAUGGAAAAUUUAUCACAAUUCAAGGGUACAAAACAGCUCCUUCGUCACAGGCUCAGUUCCAUCAUAUUAGACGAAUGCUCUCUACUGAUGCACUAGCUGAGAUGUUUACCUUAGAGGUCCAGCAUUCGACGGUGCCUGCAACUCCACUAUUGCAAUUACCCGAUUCACUUAACCCAGCUUUGGGCAAAUUGCUUCAGCAAUAUGCGGGUGUAUUCAAUGUGCCUUCGGGUUUACCCCCUCAGAGGUCACAAGAUCAUGCAAUUCCUUUAAUUAAGGGUACUGAACCAGUGAAGGCUCGCCCUUACCGUUACCCUCAUCAUUUGAAGUCUCAGAUAGAGUCCAUGGUGAAUGAGAUGUUGCAAGAGAGUAUAAUACAGCCUAGUAAGAGUCCGUUCUCUUCACCAAUUCUCUUGGUUAAGAAAAAGGAUGGCACGUGGAGAUUUUGCACAGACUAUAGAGCUUUAAAUGCCAUCACUGUAAAGGAUGGAUUUCCAAUUCCUACUGUAGAUGAACUCUUAGAUUAA